CCCUAUCGUGAGUGUACGUAUCCGCUUUUAUUAGGCACUGUGGUGCAGAUUGCGAUUAGAUACUUUUACGUGUGAUCCUACCAUCAGGCUUUCAGUUGUAAUUUUUGCGUUUCACUCUCCGCUCCUAUGCUUGCUGCGCGGUAGAGGUAAGUACAAGUAGCUCGCUUCCAAUUUUUUUUAUCACGCCGAAGAACAUCUCAAAGCAUGGCUCGUUUACUUCCGAGGGGCAACACCACGGCGGCAGCGGGUCUUCACCCCCGCACUGCAGGUUUAUUUUUGGCCGCUACCUGUUUAUCCAUUUUGACGCACACCACGCCCGCAGCUGCGGUGUACGACGGCUACGACGUCGACGAAGCGGCAGCAAAGAUCGAUCCUGUGGUCCACCAAAUCGCUAAAUCCUACGCUCUUCUGGAAGUGGAGACGGGGAACAAUGAGGUCGGCAUCUGUGGUGGCACAGUGAUCUCCAAAACCGCGGCUCUGACCGCGGCGCACUGCGUGCAGAAGUUCGGAGUAGAGGCGGGUUCGCUGGCGAAGUGGGACCCGACCAAGACGCAAGACGUGCAACGGCUCACCGUGUUUACCGGGUCGGACGUUUCUCGCUUGCCGAGCGACGAAUUGCUGGAAAUAGGAAGAAAGAGCACAAGAGGUCUUGUAGCAGCGAGAAGUGCGCAGGCAAACCGACUCGCUGCACUCCCGGACGUCCGCGUCUUGGUAAAAAAGCCGAGCCUGCAGGUCACCGAGUUUGACUUCCGGCGGGUUUUCGCGCAAACGAGAAGGCAGCAGCAUUUUCCCCGGACUACUUCUCCCACAAGGGCAAGCGAUGGGCGGGCAGCUGCAGCACACGUGGAUGUUCCUGCGCCGACCGCAGAUUAUUUGCACUUUUUCGACAGUAGCUGGGUCAAGAGACCGAAGUGGAGCCACGUCGAGAAGCACCUGUCUAGUGACAUGAUGCACGACGCCUGCGACAAAAGUUUGGCCGCCUGUGGCCGGCGUUGCUGCAAGAGGAGAGGCUGUGAAAAACCUACGAAACAGCACCCGUAUGUGUACGCCCUGCGGGAACUGCUGCAGUCGCAAAGCGACGUGGCGGUACUGGACUUUUCUGCCUUCCACGCUGCGGGAAUUUUUGAAGGGUUUUUCGAGGCCGACGCGGUCGCCGCGCCGGUCCUGGGUAUGGAGGGUAGUUGCAGCGCGGAUGGGUGUGACUUGACGUCUUCUACCGUGGCUGAUUCUCGAUGCGAAGAGGACGAAAAAUGCGGUGGCGCGACCGAUGAAGGAACCGUAGAAUGCGAUGAGGCCGCUCUGAGGGAAGAAGAUGAAAACGAAGAGACAUCGGAAGACGACGCUCCUGUCGCGGUAUCGCUCGGUGACGCGCAAGCGGCAAACCUGCGCGAGGAAAUCUUGCAGCGGCGAAAGCUUCUGUCACGUAUAGGUCAUUUGGACAAAAACACGGACGAGACUUUCUUGAACGGCCUCAAGCUGAUCACGUUGGGUCAUGGUCUGACGGAGAGAACAACGAAUGACGUUCUCAUGGACUACUCCACCGGCCGGGAAAAGAAAGCGCUCGGCCGGAGAAAGUCGAGCACAGAGCUGCGGUUUCGGGAGCUGGAUGUUUCAAGAUCGCUCGGAAUUCUCGGACUAUGCACUUGUGACGGCGAGCUUUUUUUCGAGCACUUUAAAAGUUUCUGGAAGGACUUGGGUUGGCGGUUCUUUUGUGCAUCGGAAGAGGAGCUGCAGAGGCGGAGCGCGAAUCUACACUUGAACGACGGCUGGACGAGGCAUUUGGCCGCGGCGGGGAAAAGUGAUGCAUUCCCUAUAACACACGCAUUUCGCGCAAAUUUGUUGCACCACGGGAAGAAGCUGGGUAUUCCACCCUUCGAGGAGGCCGUACUGCAUGGCCGAGCGUUGGACACACAGGCUGCACGGCUGACGGGCGCGGGCGACUCCGGGAGCGGACUGUUCAUGGUGCUGCCGGACAAGUCUUUCUAUCUCAUUGGAAUCACCAAGUCCAACACUAUCGCCCCCUGCAAAAGUUAUCAGCCGGCACACAAAUGCCCGCACGCGGACUUGCGUAAUUUCCGCCCGUCCCAGGACACCGUGGAGCAUUUGCGAAAAUACCACCCGGGCACAGUACUGGACCAGUUCACAGACCUGCGCUGCGGGGUGUUUCAAGACUUUUUGCAACGCAAGCUCACCGAGAUCCGAGCGCGCGAAGCCGAGCGCACGAAGGCUUUGGCACAGCAAAAGCGGAUAUUGGAUGAGCUUGAGAGGGAAGAAGGCCUGUGGGUGGGCAAAACAGUAGAAGUUGAGAAUUUACUAUCGGAAAAGGGAAAAUACCUCAAUGGGCGGAGAGGGGUCGUGCUGAGGAGAACGGGUGGAAAUAAAAGCGCAGCCGCGGUGAACAAGAUGUCAGAAAAUGAUUUCGCUACAACUUCUUCCAGCGAAGACUCUCGUUCGCUAUCUAGUCGUUUCGAUGUGCAGCUAUUCUUGCCCGAGGAAGAGAAAAGGGCGUUCCAUCAAGACUUUAUGGCUAGUUCUGCAGUGCCGGCAGCAUCACAGACAAAUCCACCACGUGUACUAGUCAACGUUUAUGAUGUGCUCGCACCUCCGGAGUCGGCCGCAAAAAAAAAUCAUAAUGAGGUUGUUUCCAUCAAGGUUGAGAAUCUUAGAAAUGUGGAGCCGAGUGCUGGGUCUGCUGGCAAGAACGAUAUCGAUGGUGAAGAGGAAGUGGACGAAGAACUGCGGUGCCGGUUUCUGCGUUGCUGUCGCGUGCGAAAGAAGGGCGAGUGGAAAUGCGAUUAGAGAAGCGCUGGUGUCGUUCUCAUACAGUCUCCUGUCGCCAAAAUCAGGAGUGGCAUCCUUGUACGAUGAAAGUGAACAUUCAUGAAGACGAGCUUUGCUGAAGCGAGCACAAGAUUUUUACAUAACUAAACAACAGCAUGCACAGCUGGAAGCGGAAUCAACAUGAUGUACUUAGCUGAUAUUCUGUCAAG
Messenger RNA from Amoebophrya sp. A120, 2990 nucleotides. Lineage: Eukaryota; Dinophyceae; Syndiniales; Amoebophryaceae. The record is from the annotation of a GenBank genome assembly.